Molecule: messenger RNA, 1330 nt
Organism: Phalaenopsis equestris
Lineage: Eukaryota; Viridiplantae; Streptophyta; Magnoliopsida; Asparagales; Orchidaceae
Product: probable WRKY transcription factor 57
Exons: 3
Coding region: 261-1040 (259 amino acids)
Biological process (GO): regulation of DNA-templated transcription
Molecular function (GO): sequence-specific DNA binding; DNA-binding transcription factor activity
Source: RefSeq, a predicted model, not a curated record
GUCCACUCCAAAACCCGCGAAGUAAAAGGAAAAUUAAAAGUACCGAAAAAUAUUUUAAAAAAAGUAAAAAAAUUAAUUAAAGCGGAAAAAAUAAAAAGGGAGGAGUGGGUACUCAGUUCUCACUCAUUAGAAGCGAAGCGAAGCCAAGCGAAGUAGCAGCAGCAGGAAGCAGAAGCUGUUGUUUCCCCGACUGAAAUCUGGAAAUCUGCCCGAUCGAAAUCCGCGGCAAGCGGAUAUCGGAUCUGAGCGCGCGGUUGUUGAUGGAAAACAAGAUCGGCUCGAACGACGGCGUUCCCGAAUGGGAUUUCUCCGGCGAUGGAUGCGGAGGAAUCGCUUAUCUAUGCAGUGAUGGAGACGGCGGAGGGCUCGGAUGGGCCCCGCCGAGGAUUCGGGAGGAAGAACACGACACGUGGUGCUCGCUCCCGCCGCAGGAUUUCAGCGAAGCUGUCGGUUCCGCUGCAGCGAGAUCCGGCGGCGAUGCAGUCUCGUCGAGCUCAAGCGAGGGUCAUGCGGCGGAUCCCGGCGAUAAGCCGCCGGCCGAUUCAACGAAUAGUAAAAGUAGUAAGAAAGUUCAAAAGAGAGUCCGUCAACCAAGAUUUGCUUUCAUGACUAAGAGUGAAGUAGAUCAUCUUGAAGAUGGCUAUAGAUGGAGAAAAUAUGGGCAGAAAGCAGUCAAAAACAGCCCAUUUCCAAGGAGCUACUACCGUUGCACAAAUAGCAAAUGCAUUGUAAAGAAGCGUGUUGAGCGGUCUUCUGAUGAUCCCUCCAUCGUCAUCACAACCUAUGAAGGCCAGCAUUGCCACCACACCGUUACCUUUCCCCGCACGGCUACCCUCGGCUUUCACGACCACAUUAGAACUACUUCAUCAUUAUUAGCCAAUAUAUCUCCGCCGCCGCCCCUGUUGCCGCUCCCUUCGCCGCAGCUUUAUUUUCCGGUGCCUUCACCGCUCCAGCCAUUGCCGGAGCUCCCGACUGUACUUCCAAAUGAUGAUGGCCUCUUGGGAGAUAUUAUCUCCCCAGGAAUGAGGGGAAGGCGAUGACCAAAUUUAAUUCAUCGGUCAUAAUAAUAAUACGAGAGAAUAUCUGACCAUUUUUAUAGCUGUUGCACGCGCAAUGUUAAUUAGUCGUGUCAUUAAGUGGUAUAGUUAUACAUGGCCUCCUAUAACCUUACCUUGUAAUGGUUAGCAUUUGUCUUAUCAUGGUAGUUCAUGGUCUCUCUCUCUCUCUCUAUAUAUAUAUAUACAUUGUGGAAGAAGUGCAUAUAGUUAAGGAGGAAUUAGUUAGUUGGUAUUGAUUAUUUAUAUUCUUAUGAUUGAUAUCAUGAAGGUGA